CUGUCUCUACCUCUUAAUGUCACCUUUGUCUCAUUUUUUGGUCCUAACUAAAAUGGCCCUCUGUUCCUGCCCUUAACUCUUAGAACCAUGGGGCCCAUCCCAGCAUAUGCAAGUGGGAAAGUGGGCUGGUGGACAAGGGGCCUCCCCUGUAGUUAAGCAUUUGUAAGAUGCUCAGGUUGGAGGUAGAUGAAUCCCACAGAUUUCUAAUGUAUGCUGAGCCCCCAGAGCCUGUCCUCUGUAUCCACAGCUCCCCAUCUGAAGAUUCAACCAACUACACAGCAAAUAGAAAAACACACACUAUUCUAGUCAGUGCUGAGCUCACAUUGGCAUUACUCCCAGAGAAAUAAGGUGUAGUCGUUGUUUAUAUAGCAUUUGGCUUUUAUUAGCUAUUAUAAAUCAUCAGGGGUGGUUUGAUGGGACGGAAAGAUGUGUAGAGGUUAUAUGUAAACACCGUGAUGCUUUACGUAAAGGGUUUGAACAUUCCUGGCUUGUAAUGUCUGUAGAGCCCUAGAACCAGUUCUCCACAGGUACAGAGGGAGGACUGUGUUCUUCCUACUCAACAGCGAGGGAGGCUGAGGCUGGCAAUUUGCAGGACACUGCAUAGUCAGAAAGCAGCCCACUGGGAUCUAGAUGUGCCCACCGGCCACAGCUGUGUCUCCGUCGCUGUCACAAAUGCUAAACCCGAGGACUGAGAAGGCUGAGCAGAGUGGUUCAGCCGGCUGCUGCCAGUGGAGCUUAUGGAAUCUCCCAGGACUAUCCCAAGAUUCUCAGUGGGACCAAUGGGACCAACGGUUUUCUCCCAGGUGGCUACACCUGCCUCCCCCACUCUCAGCCUUGGCAGGCAGCUCUACUGGUCCAUGGACGGCUUCUCUGUGGAGGCGUUCUGGUUCACCCCAAAUGGAUACUCACCGCAGCUCACUGCAGAAAAGAGUCAGCCCCACCCACCUGAACCAUGACCAUGACAUCAUGCUUCUGGAGCUGAAAUCCCCAGUCCAGCUCAGCAGCCACAUCCGUACUCUGCCACUCUCCCCAGACGACUGCCUACCCACUGGCACCUGCUGUCGCGUUUCUGGCUGGGGCACCACCACCAGUCCCCAGGUGAAUUACCCUAAAACCCUGCAGUGUGCCAACAUUGAACUGCGCUCAGAUGAGGAGUGCCGGCAGGUGUAUCCCGGGAAGAUCACUGCCAACAUGCUCUGUGCUGGUACCAAAGAAGGCGGGAAGGACUCUUGUGAGGGUGACUCCGGGGGCCCACUGGUUUGCAAUGGCAAACUCUAUGGCAUCAUUUCAUGGGGAGAUUUUCCAUGUGGACAGCCCAACCGACCUGGUGUCUACACACGAGUCUCAAAAUAUCUGCGUUGGAUCUGGGAGACCAUCAGAAACACUCCGAAGCAGAGAUGGACAAAGGACAUACAAUAAAAUUGGGUUAAUUUGCCUGCCUCCCCCCACCCACUGUGCCUAACUCACGGUGUGCUCCUCCCUUCUCUGUUCCCUCUGCCUUAAGUGUCCCUUUGGAACCACGGAGUCACAUUCACUACCGGCCACUUCCCCUCUACCAGCCUUGAAACACCUCAAUAACUUGAGUUCUCCAACCCAAAUACCAUCCAAGUCCACAGCUCCAUCAUCAUGGCCACCAUAAACUGGAGCUGAUAGUUUGAUACCUGCAUAUCCCAACUCUAUUCAUGCUAUUCAGUCCUUUCAUUAACUCAUCUCAGUAGCAUUCUGUAGAUAGACCUUCCCCAAGAGCUUCUUGGAACCCUCAAAAUAUUUACCCCGACAAAACUGUAUAUUUUAUAUUCAAGAAGGUUCUAGACUCCUUGCAUUCUGAAAGUCUCUCUUGUCCAGAAUCUUCUGCCCUAACCACAUCCUGUGCACUUCAAGGUGACUCACCACAGCUAUUCUAGACCCUCUGCAUGGCUCAUUCCUACUCCGAUAUCCUGACACAAACUUCAUCCCACAUUCUACAAGGCCCAGCCCCUGUCAACUCUGCCCCUCUCUGAGUCACUGCCACUGCAGAGCAACAGGAGCCAAAGGGCCUCCUUCCUAGCUCUCAUCACCCCCACAAGUCUCCUUUUACCUCCCCUAUGAACAUCCCUACCUAAUCAACAGUCCUUGUUUUCAUAUCUUUGCCUAUGACCUUGCAUCUGCUUAAUGCUAAUCCCUGCUUUGAAUAAGUCAUAAAACUCACAACUUCCUUGCUUC
Molecule: messenger RNA, 2202 nt
Organism: Peromyscus leucopus (white-footed mouse)
Lineage: Eukaryota; Metazoa; Chordata; Mammalia; Rodentia; Cricetidae
Gene: Klk13
Product: kallikrein related peptidase 13
Exons: 5
Coding region: 631-1419 (262 amino acids)
Biological process (GO): proteolysis
Molecular function (GO): serine-type endopeptidase activity
Source: RefSeq, a predicted model, not a curated record